Molecule: messenger RNA, 1609 nt
Organism: Magallana angulata
Lineage: Eukaryota; Metazoa; Mollusca; Bivalvia; Ostreida; Ostreidae
Exons: 5
Coding region: 51-1580 (509 amino acids)
Source: RefSeq, a predicted model, not a curated record
UGACGUGGUUGGAAAAACCAAAGCAAACCGAAAGUACAAAAAACUCGGACAUGUUCAAUGUUACAGAUGAGAGUUGUCCAUACCACAACUGGACAUCUGUGGCGAGGGACCGAUGUCCUAAUCCAGUCGAAUUUCAUUGUUUGACAGACGAGUAUGGGAGAAUUGGAUGGGUCUGUAGCAAACCAGUAUGGGUGGAGAAGGACAGAUGUCCUGUUUUUGACGUUGGUGCGAAAAAACUGGAUACCACGUCUUGUUUGCAAACCAGAUGCCCGCCAUACAGCUACCGAUCCAACGACAUUGAUGUUGAAUAUGCCUGUAGAUAUAGUAUUGAUAAAGAAAGUCCUACGACACCUUUCACAACAAAAGCCACAGACACUGACAAACACAACAUUGGACUAAUCGUCGCUUUGACCAUGGUGACACUUGUAACAAUUACAGUCGUUGUGGCUGUUAUAAUACUUUAUAAAUGUCGUCGACAACCUAAUAGAAAUGUUGGUACACGAAAUGAAGAAUCCAUAGAUCUGAUCCAAGGACCUCCUAUAGAAACAACAAACCGAGCCCAAAGACAAAAAAAUGUGUUUGAUAAAGCGAAAGACUUUCUUACUAAGGAAUGCAUGGUAGUGAUUACAGGAGUUCAGGGAUCUGGUAAAACAUUUUUAGCGAAAUCUUUAGUCAAUGAUCUACACAUGGAUGGCAACAUAAAGGAAAGGUCUGUAAUUUGUAGUCUCAGUCAAUUGUAUUUUGGAGCGAGUGACAAAAUAGAUAUCUAUAUAAUCGAUGACAUAUUUUAUGAGUUACAAUUGUAUGAGAAAUUCAAAGAAACUCUUGAUGCUCUCAAUGAGUUUUUAGAUAGGGUUAAAAAAAAUCCUGUUAUCAUCACCAUUCCUUCAUAUACUUGGAUGUGUAAUCAAGACGAAUUUGACCAUAAGUUUUAUAAAGUGCAUGUAGAUUUAGAUAAAAGAGAAGAGAGUGAGAAAUUCACUAUGUUAAACACUUUAAAAACGCGAUAUGAUGUAUCCUGCGAACAAAUGGAGAAACUGAUUGAAUUGCAAAAUGAAAUACUGGUAACAUCACAUGCGUGCAUUGGUUUUCCGGCAUUUGUUUCAUGGAUGUACAAACAGCCAAGCAUUGAAAAAAUGAAGAAAUGUCUUAGUCAUCCACUGAAAUUGAUAAGUGAAGAAAUCUCUUCGAUAAAAAAAGCAGAAACAGUAGAAGAAAGAGGGAAGUUUUUGGUAUUAUCGUAUAUUUGUCUCAGAGAUGGAAGAAUAAAUGUUAAAAAUGUUGACAAGGAACUAUUAGAUUCUUUAAAGGAAUGUUAUGCUCCUGAAUUCGAAGAUGAGGAUUUAUCGAAAUACUGUGAAAGCAUGGUGGGUUAUUACCUGUUGACUGAUGAACACGGUUGGUUUGAAUUUGAUUUGAAUAUCAUGAAAAAGAUUGUGUUUGUUAGUUUAGUAAAUGAUUGUGCAGCGUUUGUUAAAAAACAUUGCAAAAAUGAUUACUUUAAGUAUGUUAUAAAUAAAAAAGAUCUUUGUCCUAGAAACAUUGAGGAAUGGUACACAGAAUGUUUUACGAAAGUUUAGGAAGUGUAUCUCAAUAAUAAAGUGAAAAC